AUGCAGCAACAACAACAACAACAACAGCAACAACAACAGCGGAGAGGAUUCUUUUCGUCAUCUUCCAACGACUUGGACAAUCCUACCAAUAUUCCAUUUGAUCCGCUUCAGCAAUCUUCCGCAAUAGUCCUGAAACAACCCAAUGAAGAAUUGUCGGAACUCGAACAAAAGCUCAAGGAAGCCCUUCAACAGUAUUCCGAAUACAUGAAAGAAAAUAAUAACAAUAGUAAUACUACUACAACAAUUGACGACCCCAACAAUCACGAAUUGUUGGCACAAGAUUUUGGAUACGAAGAACGGAUGGAAGCACUUCAACAAGUGUACAUGGAUAUGGGAUACUGGUCAGAAGCUUUGGGGAUUGAACAGACCAAAUGUGCCUUGUAUUUUGAGGAUGGCACAGAGGAACAUGCCGACUCGAUUCAUGCCCAAGGCAAAUUGUGGCUCCGACAGGAAGAAUUUGGCCAUAGCAAGGCCUUGUACGACCGAGCCUUGGAAUUUUUUGAAAACUCCAACAACCAAGUGCAAGUGGGACACGUCCUCAUUUCCUUGGCCGGGUGGUAUUACUUUCAGAAUCAAAUGGACGUGGCCAUGAAACACCUUUGUAAGGCGGAACCCUUGUUGGAUUCGAAUUCACCCUUGUUGGUCAAGUGUUUGGACAAUCAGGGAUUGGUGCAUCGACUGUGGGGAGACUAUCAUGCGGCCUUGGAUAAAUAUCAACAAGCAUUGCAAGUGGUGGAUCCAAUCAAGGAGAAAGAGACGAGGCAUGCCUUGCUCAUGCAUCUGGGGGAUAUGUACCAAGCGAUUGAAGAACCUCAAGAAGCAUUGCAAGUAUAUCAUGAUUUGGUCCAAGAAAUGGAACGAGAAACAACGGGAGAAGCUGUGGCCGGCGACACGGCAAUCAAGGGAAUGCAAGGCGUCUUGUGGCACAACAUUGCCACCAUUCAUGUCGAUUUUGGAGACUACGAACUGGCCUUGGAUGAGUUUGACCGUGCCAUUCAACUCAAGACGGAAAUGGGCGGUGCCAAUCACCCCGAAGUGGCCAAAACCUGGAACUCCCUAGGAGUCUUGCACGCAGGAGCCUUGCGACAAUUACCAAAGGCCAGGGAAUGUUUUCAGCAUGCCUUGAUGAUUGCUCGGAUCAAUGCGGAUGAUCCAUCGACUGAUGAAGAUGUGAUUCAUAUUUUGCAAAACAUUUCGCAUAUUGAACAGAAAUUGAACCGAUGA
Molecule: messenger RNA, 1224 nt
Organism: Cylindrotheca closterium
Lineage: Eukaryota; Bacillariophyta; Bacillariophyceae; Bacillariales; Bacillariaceae
Source: the annotation of a GenBank genome assembly